Messenger RNA from Triticum aestivum (bread wheat), 816 nucleotides. RefSeq lists its product as uncharacterized. Lineage: Eukaryota; Viridiplantae; Streptophyta; Magnoliopsida; Poales; Poaceae. The coding region runs from base 1 to 579 and encodes 192 amino acids. The record is from RefSeq and is a predicted model, not a curated record. The transcript has a single exon.
AUGAGCCUCUGGGCGAGCUCAUGGGCCGACCCAUCAACUCGGGUGACCCUAACCGGCGGGACGGCGGUCGUUUCUGACCAGGCAGACCACCAACAAAUCCAAGAGCGGAGGGGCGAUCAAAGGUGGGGCGGAAGCGCCGAUCUCCCCCGAUUCCAUGAGCAGGAGCGGCGGUCGUUUCUGACCAGGCAGACCACCAACAAAUCCAAGAGCGGAGGGGCGAUCAAAGGUGGGGCGGAAGCGCCGAUCUCCCCCGAUUCCAUGAGCAGGAGCGGCGGCGGCGGCCGCGGGAGACAACAACCCGAGGCCGAAUCUGCGGCCGUGCCCGUCCCGGGGCCCUGCGCCUCGACCCAUCGGGCUCUCGCCGAGUGCCACCGCCGUGCCGCCCGCGGCCCGCUGCAGCCCGAGGUGCUGUGCCGACACCUCAACCGGGCCCUGGCUGAGUGCGUGGUGAGCAUGUGUUGCCCCGGCGAGACCGACGCCGUGCGCACGCUCUGCGGCAGCUCCGGCACCGCGCUCAAGCGCUCCCAGUGCGAGCGCGCGCGCAUCGACCUCUCCCUAUGCCUCGAGGCCCAUACAUGACCUACGCAACCCAAACCCCAUGUGAUCCGGUACAUUCAUAUGCUGUUUUGUUGUACGAUUUUCUGUAAAUUCACUGAUGUUGAAGAUGUGGCCUGGUUCGGGAACACCCCUUUAUGCAUAGAGUGUAUAGUAAGAUAAGAGAGGAUCCAGGGACUCUGGAGACAAGACGUGUUCUUGUUACUAAAUAACUUCAAUUCCAAAUGCACGUUUCUAAUCAUGAAUUACUAACUAUUAUCA